ACUACGGAGCUUCUACUCGAGGGGGCGGCCCCUCAGAUCUUAAAUUAGUUUUUCUUGGGAGAUGAAGAUCUCGAACUCGAAAGCGUUGAACCUUUUAAUCUGUCAGCUUUUGGGGAGUUCUGCUUUUUUGGGCUAUACAUGUUAAUGUAAUGAAGAUUCUUAAUUUAUUUCAACUAUAUACACAACAAAGAUUCCGUCAUGAUAAGCUACCCAGAGAAUCUGUAUUCACUAACAUGAAAAAAAUGUGGGAAGUUCAAAAAAAGACUCUUGAAGAAGCUAUAAAAGUAAAUCAGGAAAGGAGGGCUUUGCAAGUUUCCAAAGAAAAAGAACGCUGUAGGAUGCUUGAACUUGAAGGAGUUAUGAGUCCCGUAGAGCAGCCUGCUGAAGACGUUAAAAUAAUAUUAGAUCGUUCCGGCCUUCACGAAAAUCAGGAACGGUUGAGAAAGGAGAAGGAAAAAUAUACAUCUUCUGAAAAGAGAAUACGAGAAGAACAAAUAGAAAAAAGAUUAGAAGCCGAUAAGAAGAAAAUUACUCGAAGAGAUCAACUCCUCUUGUUAAUUAAAGAAGUUUUAAACUUGAAUUCGCCACUUGAAGCAGAGGCACUCAAGUUUGAAGAUCUUAACACUAAGUUUAUGGUUCUAAGUGCUUGUAGUAUUCGCUUUGAUAGGAUCAUUCACAACUUUGAUUUGAAUAGAAUCAAGGACGUUAAAGAACUUUGCGACUUUUUUGACCAGCCAGAUCACGUUUUUGUUCAUCCGCUAUUCCCAGAUAUAGAUCUCAGUAAUUUACCAAAGAAUUUAUUUAUUGAAAAUUAUGAAAUGAAAGAUUAUCGUAAAAAGCAAGUUAUAUAA
Zophobas morio is the source of this 851-nucleotide messenger RNA. RefSeq lists its product as uncharacterized. The transcript is spliced from 8 exons. Lineage: Eukaryota; Metazoa; Arthropoda; Insecta; Coleoptera; Tenebrionidae. The record is from RefSeq and is a predicted model, not a curated record. The coding region runs from base 150 to 851 and encodes 233 amino acids.